This is a messenger RNA of Aspergillus luchuensis, 417 nucleotides long. RefSeq lists its product as uncharacterized. Lineage: Eukaryota; Fungi; Ascomycota; Eurotiomycetes; Eurotiales; Aspergillaceae. The record is from RefSeq and is a predicted model, not a curated record. The coding region runs from base 1 to 417 and encodes 138 amino acids. The transcript is spliced from 4 exons.
AUGUACGCUUACACUCUCAUGGAGACUAGCGCCACUACCCAGGAGCCCAUCUACGGUGAUGGCCAGGCAGACGGCACUAAGGGCGACAAGGUCACCAUGCACUACAAGUUCGAUGGCUCGACCGGCAGCUACACCCAGACCGUUCUGAUCAACGGCAAGACCGCCUCCACCCUCUCCACCAGCGAUGGCAAGGCCUUGGGCUGGGGAAGCGCUGUCGAGUAUGCCGAGGACAACUGCGACACUGUCGGUGAUCACUCUUGGACUAACGCCACGAUCAUCCUCGAUGUUGCUGACCCCAACUACAUCAACGCCCUCGCCAAGGGUUGCGGCGUCUCUGGCAACAUGUCUACCAGCGAUAGCGGCAAGACAUGGACUGUUACCACCAUUAACAUUCCCGAGUACUCUUUCCCUAGCUAA